UUUUCUUCGUUACUUUUUAUUAUUAUUAUUCUAUCUUUUUUUUUUUCUUUCUUUUAUAUAUCUAUACAUCAGUUUUGGUCAAUUCAACUUCAUUGUAUACUUGGACUUUACAAUACAUGUCAACAUCUUUAUCUGUUGUGAAAACGAAACGAAAAGUUAGCUGUCUUCCUUGUCGAUUAAAGAAAGUCAAAUGCGAUGGUGAACAACCAAAACCAUGUCAAAGGUGCCUACGACGAAAUAUGGGUGAACAAUGUACUUAUGUCAAGACAGGUCAAGUGGGUCGUCCUCCAAAGAAUGCAGUUGUUAACAAACUUAUUCUCAACCGUCCUCGUCAACAUUCUAAAACAUUUUGUAAAGAAUUCAUCUUUGAAAAUAUUGCGUACAGCUUACCAACGGACAUCAAGUUUUUCGACAAUGACAAAUUCAUGGACCUCAACAAUUUUAUCGACUCUUUCCGUAUGAAGGACGAAGCCAUUAUGCAACUAGCCAUUGUACGAUUAACAAAAGCUAUUCCUUGUUUGCCUGAUAUUGUGAUGUACGACAUUUUGGAACUCUACAGUUGGGCUAUCUCAGAAGUAGUUAAUGUCAUUGUAAGCAAGAUAAGCAUAGUAACUCUUGAGAACUUUGGAUACUUUGACUCUAUUGCUGCAGCUGUCUUUCAAGAUAUGGCUCUCAAGUUCUUCAGCGAACCUGCUCCUCAGAUUCCUAUAGGCAAUCCUCUCAGUACUUUAUCUUCUCAACAAGCCAUUCAUCUGAUCGAUACCUUCUUUUCCAUAAGCCCACAUUCUAUAUUACUCAACAAAACACUAAUACUACAAGGUUACUGGACUGACUCAUUAGAUCCGUGGUUACUGUGUGUGAUAUAUGGAACAACUACCUACCUGACAAGACUUUUGGAUGGUCAACCUGUACGACUCUGGGAAGCUACCAAUCGAGAUAUCCGAAAUCCCUUUUUGGAUUAUGCUUAUUUUAUGUUACAAAGAUCAUCUUCUACUGUGUCGUUUGCCAAAUUUCAAGCCGCUACUUUAUUGGGUCUUUUUGAAUCAAUGUUUGGUCAUCCAAAGCGUGGAAUGAGGGUUCUUGGGCUAGCCUUUGCCUUUGGAGGAAAUCUUGGUGUUACUAAUGGUUCCUUUCAAGCGGAAAAUAGUGACAUUGAUACUGAAUUGGCAAACGUUACUUUUUGGGCUCUUUUCGUCAGUUCUGCACGUGGAAGUGUUGAUCUCGGUCAUGUACCUCAUUUUUCUGACGAUGAACUCUCUGUUACACUUCCUCCUUCAACCAUUGAACGGUCACCAUCUUACCAAUUUGAAGAAUCAAGUGGGAAUGUUCGAUCUCUACGAUGUUACUAUCAUGUGGUGGAAACGUUUUAUAUUCAAUCGGUGCUAUGCAAAUAUACAUGUUUGAUGUUACGUCAAUUUCCUGAACUCAAAUUCAACUUGUAUAAAAAGGGUCGAUCCAUCAAUAGACAAACAGGACUUCCGGAUCCAAUUGAUUUAGUACCAAGAUUACGACAAGUGUUACAGGAAUUCUACAAUUUUAUUGAAGACAACAAGAAAGCAUGGUCAAUACAACAAAUCUAUACAAUUGAAAUGGCAUGGUCUUUGUAUGAUAUUCAUCUUACCUUUACGAAGAAAAUUGGACCAUUUGUAGAAGGUGUCAAUUUUACAAACUCGACUUACGAUAUUUUCCAAGAUAUACCACUGACGGCAGAUGAUGAAUUGUCAAAAACUCGUGUGCAACAAGUUCUUCCAAGGAUAUAUCAAGUAUUGGACAAAACUAACGACUUUUUAUCAGAUCCUGACAAUUAUAGACGGAAAACAUCACUCAUACCUCGUGGACUUAUUGUUACUGUGCUGGAAACCUGUUUUGAAAUAUUGUUUUUAGGGCUUACUAUGAAUCCCAAUGACAAAGUGAUUUAUGAUUAUAUGGAAAUGGUGAAACAAAUUACAGAAAUGAAUAUAUGGAUUGAUUGGUCAACGAUUGAUACUGUGCGAAACAAGGUCAAGGCAUAUCUUAGUUCUUACAACUUCCAAUCCAAUGAUUCCUCUGAGACACCGACAAUAUAUCUUGAUGACGGUAGUAACUCUUUGUUAAAGGCGAGUUUUGGAACACCCUCAUCACCAAGUGUUGGAUCCACUUGCGACGGUCAUUCGAUGGAGACAGAGCUUGGUAUAGAAAAUGAUAUGAAAAUGGUGGCCUUCUUUGAUCCUUGUGCAACAUGGCUGGACCCGAUGACUGUGGUGGAUCUGAAACUCUUGGACAACAAUGGAUUCUCAACUAUAUCGCAACUAACCAGUAAUGAGAAAUUGAAUAAAAAAAACAAUCAUCCAUCACCGAACGACAAUACGACAUUUUUCGAAGAAGUACCCAACAUUAUUGUGGAACCGGCUUAUUUAUCUGAUCACCAUUUUGACGUUUAUAACGACAAUUCCAUCAUAUCAUCACGCACAGAGUCUUCUUCUUUUGAUAGCUUCAACGGUAACGACAGCGCGUUAUAUAUGUCAGAAAAUUCUACCGUAGGUGUCCCAAUCACAACUGCAGAUAAUAUGGUUUAUGGAACUCUUUUUGAUCAAGAUCCUUUCAUGUAGAUAGAUAUACAUCUCCCUUGUAGUUUAGUUUGUACCAUCAUCAUCUUUUUUUUUAUAUAUUUAUUUGUAUCUUUUAAUAAACAGCCUUUACUGGAAUUUGUGCAAAAUUAAAA
This is a messenger RNA of Halteromyces radiatus, 2701 nucleotides long. RefSeq lists its product as uncharacterized. Bases 117 to 2588 code for a protein of 823 amino acids. The transcript has 2 exons. Gene Ontology annotation, molecular function: zinc ion binding; DNA-binding transcription factor activity, RNA polymerase II-specific; DNA binding. NCBI's taxonomy places the organism in Eukaryota, Fungi, Mucoromycota, Mucoromycetes, Mucorales, Cunninghamellaceae. Gene Ontology annotation, cellular component: nucleus. The record is from RefSeq and is a predicted model, not a curated record. Gene Ontology annotation, biological process: regulation of DNA-templated transcription; DNA-templated transcription.